AUGCAUGCCAUAAUUCCAAUUCAAACCUGCCGCCGUCUACUCAACUUGGCCGCCGUUGCCCGUUUUCCUCGGUCACCUCCAUCAUUUCUCCUCUUCCAAUGCACAAAAAUGAGUUGCGAAGCGAGUCCGAGUACGAGUAAAGAAGCACAAUGCGAAAUUUGUGGACGGAUUUUAAAGUCGGAAAAACAUCUGAAAAAUCACGAGAAGACGCACGAUGAGGACGAAAGAAAACUGGAAUGCGCUACCUGCCAAAAACGAUUUCACACUGCCGAAUUGCUGCGGAAACAUCAAUUUGUACACAAAAUAGCAAAAAAAUCAAUAAUAUGCGAUAUAUGCGGAAAUGCAUACAGUUCGAACACGGCGUUGUCAAAACAUCAGAGAACUCAUAAAUCUACGAAAAGAUUCACAUGUCCCACCUGCUUCGCAUCGUUCGAUUUGAGCGAUCCAUUCAAAAUUCAUCUACGAAAACACGAUAAUUUGAAACCAUUCGGAUGUAGUUACUGCUUCAAACAAUUCUCAUCUCGAUCGGUUUGUCGAAGACACGUUCAAUUGAUGCACGAAAAUCAGAAGAAAGAGAAAACGAAAGUGGACGUAAAAUAA
This is a messenger RNA of Caenorhabditis remanei, 600 nucleotides long. RefSeq lists its product as uncharacterized. Gene Ontology annotation, molecular function: DNA-binding transcription factor activity, RNA polymerase II-specific; RNA polymerase II cis-regulatory region sequence-specific DNA binding. The coding region runs from base 1 to 600 and encodes 199 amino acids. The transcript is spliced from 4 exons. Gene Ontology annotation, biological process: regulation of transcription by RNA polymerase II. Gene Ontology annotation, cellular component: nucleus. Lineage: Eukaryota; Metazoa; Nematoda; Chromadorea; Rhabditida; Rhabditidae. The record is from RefSeq and is a predicted model, not a curated record.